Molecule: messenger RNA, 9550 nt
Organism: Blepharisma stoltei
Lineage: Eukaryota; Ciliophora; Heterotrichea; Heterotrichida; Blepharismidae
Source: the annotation of a GenBank genome assembly
AUGAAAUCUAACGGAACUUGUGACGAAAUUUGCAAUACUCCAGAAUGCGAUUAUGAUGGAGGCGACUGCGGCAACUGCGCUAGUGGAUGUUGAGAAUCUAUGCUUGGAGAUGGGCACUGCGAUGCUCCUUGCAAUGUAAGUAGCUGCUCUUAUGAUAAUUACGAUUGUGGAUGUGCUAAUGGGUGUACAAAAGAAAGUUAUGGACAAUGCAAAGAUGCAUGCAUGACUGCUUAUUGUAAAUAUGACACAAUAAAUGAAAAUUCUAGCUCCCUUCUAGACAAAAAAAAAUAUUUGACCGCUAACAAAGGGGGUUAAUUUUUUUCAAAUUAUCUAUAGUAAUUUUUCCCCAAAAUCCGAUUCACAAAAGCAAUUUAAUUUUUUAAAUUUAUGUAUGCAAAUUGUUUUAAAAUUUAGCAAAAUUAGAUAGAGAUUUAAUUAGAAUAAUUAUCACUUAUGUAUAUUAAUUAUUUUUUAUAAUAAUUUUAUAUUUUUUUUUGUUUUCGCUGCAAAAGGUGGGGGUUUUUGCCAAAAAAUAAGCAUUUUUUCAAUAGUUUUAUUUACGCAUGGAGGGGGAUAAAUGCCAAGACCAAAAUUUGAGUUUAUUUUCUUUACAUUAUACGCUUAUUAAUAAAAACAUUACUUUAAAUGCGAGUGUGCAAAACUGCACAAGCAUUACAAACUGUACUUCCAGCGAAGCCCUUGACACAGAAAACUGCUAUGAUACUUGCAAUAGCCAAAACUGCAUCUAUUCUUGAAAUCAGUGCUCUGCCAAUACUUGUGCAGAUUCCAACUGCUUAUCUUGCUAUUCUAAAGCUGUUGGGAGUUGCUUUAAGUGCAAAUCUAAUAUGAAUCAAUUUUAUGGGUACUGUCUUAGUUAUUGUCCUGCUGGAUACGAAUCUAUUCAGUUGUUUGAAAGCUAUAAGAUUUGCUCCAUAAUCCCAGACCGUUCAACCAAGAAGAAUCCUGCAAUAUAUUAUGUGACUUCAGUGCUGAACAACGUUACCAAUGGAGGAAACGGAACUUAUUCAAACCCAUUCACAACUCUUUCUAUAGCUUUAGCCUCAAUAUAUACAAAAUAUUCAAUUAUUUAUCUAUUGGAUGACGGACAGCAUUAUUUGUAUUGCAUUGGCGCAGUUAAUCCCCUGCUAACUUUGCUUCCUGAUAGCUGCAACCCUUUAAUUAGAAAUUUCAAUCUAACUGAGCUUCUUAUUGCUCCAUAUAGCAAUUCCUCAAUUGUUUUAAAAACAAAGCCAGGUUUUAAAAUCCUGACAUUUACAGUAACAAAUACUACAACUUUAACACUAAAAAACAUUAGUUUUAGCGGAAAGGAGAUCUUAUCUACCUGUCCACCAGACAACCAAUAUUGCACAUACUGUGCCAACAUAACUUUGGGAACUGAUGGAAAUUAUUAUAGCGAUCAAGGCACAAAAGUUACUACUUUUUUGACCUCAGCAACUUGUGCUACUUUUCACACAAAAAAUUUAUUUUAUUUAUACUUAGGUGCCCAAUUAUAUUUAGAAAAUGUGAACAUAUCUAACUGGAGGAUGGAAUUUAACUCUAUAAUAUCUAGCUUCGGAGGAAACGUGACUCUCAAUAAGGUGAAUUUUGAUAACAUUCGGUGCAUGUAUGGAAGUUCAAAUAGUUAUCAGAAGAAAUACUCAGUGAUAUAUUUCCAGGACUGUGGAGACCCAAACUAUAACUGUGGAAGCUUUAGCUAUACAAGCGGCGUUAUUACAAGAAUUAACAAUGGCUAUGAAUAUGGAUAUGCUACGUUUUCGGCAUUUUUCACUGCUGAUAGAAUAAGAAAGGCAAGUUUUAAAAAUUUGAAUUUUACCAAUAAUAUUGCUUAUUUUCUAUCGACUUCCAAGGACAGCUACAGCAAUGCAUAUAACUCAAACCCUUUAAUCAAGUUAACGAUAUUUCGAAUUUUAGAAGUUAGCAAUUGCAUCUUUCUUAAUAACGCUGCGAAUUCAAGCCUUAUUUACCUGUAUCCAAGAUACCUUACUCUCUCCUUUUAAGGGAUUCAUUUUUACUUUAAAAAAAUUAUAAUAAAUUAUACAUAAAAAGAUUUUUUGGUUUCAAAAUAUCCUAUUUACAAAUAUUUAAAGAAAGAUCUAAUUAAUUUUAUAAAAUUUAUAUCAAGAAUGCAGGAAUUUACAGUAAAUGAUUAAUUAUAUGUAAAAUAUUUAUAUUAAAAAUAUUUUUCUCAGUUUAGUAAAGAUUAAUUUUUACAAAAAAUAUGCAUUUUUCAUAGUUUCUUUUGCUCUAAAAUAGGAAGGUUAGUUAUCGAAGUGAUGUAAACUCAUUUAAAGAAUUAAUUGAUUUGCUACCUUAUCAUGUAUGAAUUCAUGAUUCAAUUUUUGAAAGCAAUUAUGCUGAUUAUGGUAUGAUUGUAGCUUCUUAUCAAAACCAACUGCAAAGGAUCCUACUAGAAAACAUCACCAUGACCAAUAAUGGGGUGACUUCAGGACCUUUAAUAUCAUUCAGCAAUACUAGCUCCUUCUAUGGGCGAUCAAAAACAUCUUGAUCGUUCAUGAAAAGGGUUUCAUGCUUAGACUUUGUAGAAAUAAUUUUUAGUUUUUUCAAAUCUUUAGAUAACUUUAAGAAUAUACUUAUAAUUUUAUUGAAUUUAGUUUCAGAAUUAAGAUGCCUGAAUAAGAUAUUAGCUUAAGUUUUUAAUAAAAAUAAUUACUAUCAUGCAUCAAAGCACUCUAUAUAAAAUACUUUAUAUAAAAUUUAGCUGCUUAAGUAGGGAUAAUUUCGGUUUUCAAUAAUUUACCAAAAGGGGAUUAAGUAUUCAUCUGAUUAUCUGGCAGACACAAUCUUCAGCAUAACGAGUAGUGAUGGAAAUCUGGUUAAUGCUCUUUUUAAAAAGAGAGAGUUCAUCUUAAGGGAUUCUGUUUUCAAAAAUAAUUAUAUUGGUGGAAAUGGAAUAUACGAUAUCAGCCAGCUAUUCAAUGUGAAUAUCCAUAACUUGACUAUAGAAUCCAACGGAAGCAGAGAUUUACAAAAUAUUAAUACAGUUUUGUGAAGCAAGUACGUGGCUGACGACUCUGUAUACAUGAAUAAGCUCGUAAGCACUCCAAAUAAUAUAGAUUGCCUAGCCCUUUCAUCUGCGACAUCUUGCUAUAAUUAUAAAAUCUCUGAUAGCAGUUUCAAUGAGAAUUUUUGUAAUAACUCGAGCCCUUCUAUAAAUUUUAUACAAACUCAGAACACCACCGUUACAAACUGCAGUUUUGAAGGCAAUAUUGGCUCGUCUCUUAUGGGGAUAUGCAUCCAGUCGACUGGCUCGAACAAAAUGAAAAUAAAAAGUUCAACUUUCACAUAUAACAUUAAUAAUAACACUGAAGGAGUUGGGGUAAUGAGUUUCAAUGGAAGUCUACAAAAUGUUACAAUUGACGAUACUUUGAUGUCAGAUAAUUAUGCUAUCCAUGGAACAGGAGUUUAUUUUCAAGGUUUGAGCUUAGUUUUAAGCGACAUGAUAUUUGACUCAAACAUUGCCUGCUCAGGACUUGGAGCCGUCUACUUUUCACCUUAUACUGGAGCUAAUACUUAUUUCUUGAAAGUUUAUAAUUCCACCUUUAAGAAAAAUAAAAGUCUAGAUGCAAAAGGGGGAGCUAUUUAUUUGAACAGCCUAUUGCAAACACAAGUGCUUUUCAAUUUAACUAUAAAGAACUCUUCCUUCAUAUCCAAUUCAGCUCAAAGUGGAUCCGCAUUAUACAUUGAAAACAGUGUUUCUUUAACAAAGGAUUCACUCCACCCAUCCUUGAUCGAACGGCUCGCCAUCGCUCGAUCAAGGAUAGGGGUUAAAAAAAAUUUUAUAUAUAAAAUAAAAAAAUAUAUAUAUAUAUUUUUUUAUUUACUUUUAAAUAAGAGAGUUAAGAGUAUUUAAUAAUUAUUUUAACAGCAAAAAAUUGAAUUAAUUUCAUAAAAUACCAAUUUUUAAUAUUUUGAUUUAUUAGUUACCCCUUUAAACUGUAUAAAUUUUAAUUUGUUUCUUAUUGAAUUUAAAAUUUUAUUUUUUAAAUUUUAAAGAAUCUCUAUUUUAUUAGAUUAUUGAGUUUUUAGCCUAGGUUGAUGACUAAAUCAUUUCGGAUGGUUGAAUCCAUUACUUUUUGUCGUCUCAAAGUCUCUGAAAACAACUUCAUUAUAUGCAUCUUCCAAAGCUUUUGAUAACUAAUAUAUUUUUAUAUAUAUAAAAUUUGCAUGAUAUGAAAAUCGUUCGAUAAAGGAUGGGGGGAGUCAGUAAUAGAUUCUUGCAAAUUCUCUCAAAAUAACGCAGAAGUUAAAGGCACUAUUGGGAAUUUUUUUGAAAGCGGGAUUCUGACCAUUUCUCACUCCUCAUUCAUCUCUAAUUAUGCUGGGCUAGGAUCUGCUCUGUUUUUUUCGCCUGGAUUAGAAACAAGUGCUAGUGAAUCAAAAAUGAUGAUCGUUUCCAGCAAUUUUACUAAUAAUUCAGGGAAAUAUGUGAUAUGCACUGACGAUAUGGCAAUUUACUCUUAUAUUGAAACAGUUGGCUGCCUUUUUGAAGAUAACGAAGGGCCAGUCCUUUAUCUGAUACAUGAUCACUGGAAAGAUACUAAAUCAACCAUUUCGAGAUCAUUCAACUCUUCAGAGCACUCAGGAGGAGCUCUACAUUUAACCUCAAACUCAACAGCCAGCUGUGAGUCAACCUUUUUUUUCAACAAUACGUCAAGCAAUUUUGCAGGUGCAAUAAGGGCUGAAGGACGCUCCAGCUUUUAUUGUAGCAGCUGCAUAUUUAGUAAAAACACUGCCCAGUAUGGGGGAGUGCUUUAUUUUGAUCAAGAGUCUUUUUUUAAUGUUGAUAAAUCUUCAUUCAGCGAAAAUUGCUGCUCUGAAAAGGGUUCAGCCAUUUAUGUGGUAGGCUCUUCUCAAUCCAGCUCUUUAAGUAACUCCAAGCUUUUCAAAAACCAUGCAGCAGCUGAAGGAUUAAUUGCUUUGCUGACGUCAAAAAUUGACAUUGAUGAUAGCGAGUUUUUUGAUAACACUGCAGAUGGGAUUACUCCAGGCAUCUACUCCACACUUUCUAAAGUAAAUGUGACGAAUUGUAAGUUUAGCGACCAGACAGGUAACUAUGGAAGUUUUGUUUACUUAGCUUCAGACAGCGAAAUAAGAAUUGAGAGCUCAUCUUUCAUGAAUGGGAUAUCUUUGGUAUCAGGUGGAUCUAUCUCUUCACUUUCAAGCUCAAUAAAUGUCAUUGACAGUGUUUUCCAAAACUCAACUUCUGCAUCUGGAAACGCUAUAAUGGGUUUUUCAACAGUUUUGAGUGUUUCUGGAAGCAAAUUUUUAGAUUCCUAUAGUUCAGGAGAUGGAGCAGUUAUAGAUAUUUAUGAUAGUAAAAUCUUCAUUGAAAAAUCCUAUUUCGAAAAUUUCUCUUAUACUGCCAUUGGCGGGAUAAAAAUAAAAUCUGUGGGCAUUACAGGGAGCAGCUUUAUCAACGGGAAGGGUAAGACAGGAGGAGCAUUAAGCUUCACAGCUACUGAAUCCAUAAAUAUUGCUUCAUGCACUUUUAGCAACAAUACAGCAGUCCUAGGAGGAGCUUUAUAUUUUAUUUAUUCUUCUGACUCAGUCAAUAAGCAAACUUACAGUAUAUCUUCAACUGAAUUUUCGAACAACACCUCUUCUUGUGGAGGAGCUAUCUAUGUGGAUAAUGUGAAUAUAGAUAUCAAUUCGUGCAAGUUUACCGAAAAUUCAGUAUAUUCAGCAUCCCAGUCCACAGGUCUGCAUACAUCAGGAAUAGGAGGUGCACUAAACUUAGCAUGCAGUUCCUCAGGGUCAUGCAAUUUUAAUAUUGGCUCAAACAUUUUUUCAGAAAACAAAGCUGUUUAUGAUGGAGGGGCAGUCUGUUGGAGGGAUAAAAUGCCUGUUCUUGAUAGCAAUACUUUCAGCAAUAAUGAAGCUGCUUAUGGAGGUGAUAUUGCUUCUUAUCCUGUAAAUAUUAUCACUCUCAAUCCAAACACAAUUGAAGGAUUGAAAGGGCUAGCAUCUGGACAGCUCACAACGACUCCACUAAUCCUUGCGCUUGUAGACCAUCUGAAUCAAGUAGUGAUCACAGAUAACUAUAGCCAGGCUGAGCUAAUUUCACGUUCUAAAGAUGUAACUCUGUCAGGAAAUAUCAAGGUAACUGCAGUCAAUGGAGUUUUCAAUUUCUCGUCAUUUCUCAUUUCUGCUGAACCAGGAAGUAAUGUUUCAAUUAAAGUGCACACUGACGGGGUGGACUCGUCCAAAAGUGUCAAAGCCAAUGAUGGGCUGACUUAUAAUUCAAGUUUGCUAGUAAGUGUGUCUUUAAGAGAGUGCGCACUAGGAGAAGCAACUAUUGGCAUUAAUUGUGUUGUUUGUCCAGAAGGAUAUUACAGCUUGAAGCCAAAAAGCAACCAAUGUUUGAACUGCCCAGACUCUGCAAUCUGCUAUGGAAAUUAUACGAUUGUGCCGAAGAAAGGAUAUUGAAGAUGUGGCAUGCUUAAUCACGCCAAAUUAAUUAAAUAAAUUUUUGAUUUCGCUCAGUUUUAUUUAUAGGAAGUUAAAAAAAUUGCAAUCAGGUAUUCUAUUUAUAAGUAAUAAAAAAUACUAAUAAUAUUGCAAAUAAAUUUAAAUAAUAUAAAAAAAAUUAAUUUAAAAAAAAAUUUAACUUAAACCAUGUAUCAGAAAAUUUUUGAUAGAGAGGAGUUAGUGACAAAUUUUGAAGUUGCUCUAAUUCAGAUGCCUGCAUAGGCUCUGAUCCUUAUAAAAUCUCUUAUACAGGAGAAUGCGCCACCGGAUAUACUGGAAAUUUGUGCCAGAACUGCGAAAAAGGCUACUCCAAGCAAGCUAAAGAUCACUGCAUUAAGUGCGAUGGAGCCACUCUGAGUAUUUUAAAAACUGUUGGGAUUAUGCUGGCUUUUGUUAUGCUUUGCUGCAUAUUCAUAAGAACCACAAAAAAAUCUGCCUAUAAGCCUAAAUCCCCCCUUUAAAUUGGAACAAAUUACAGUAAAGUUCUAUUUUUUGUCCUUUAACGCCUUUAAUUUGGAAAUGCAAUAGAAUGCUAUUUAAAUAUUUUUCACACUGAAUAGAUUGAUUUUUAUUCAAUUCUUCAUAAAAUCAUUGUGCGUUUAUAUUUUUUUAAAAAAAAAUUAAAUAUGAAAGUACUAUUUUUUAUAAAAUAAUUUUUGAUAUAAUUAAUUGAAAAAGUGCAAAUGGAAUUCUACUUAAUUUAAUAUUCAUAAAAUUAAAUUAAAAUAAAAAGUAUUGUACUCAAUUUAUAUUUUUUUGAGAAAAAUUCAAUAUAAUAUUAUUUUAGGAUUUUUGUUCCAAUUUAAAGGGGGGCUAAAUCGAUGGCAAGUGUCCACUUCAAAAUAUUCAUCAACUAUGUUCAGUUGAUAGCGCUUACAACAACUUUUAAUUUGUCGUGGCCAAAUUAUGUAAAGCAAUUGUUUGCGGUGCAAAACAAUGCAAGCUUUGUAAGUGACCAAGUCUUUUCUUUUGACUGUCUUUUGUAUUCCACUUACGACUUGAAAGGAGACAACGAAGUUUACUAUCAAAAACUGUUUAUUAUGGCUGUGAUCCCAUUUGGCAUCCCAAUUAUCGCAGGGUGCGUAUGAAUCUCGAUAUCCCUACUUAAAAGGAGUAAAUAAAAUAGUGACAUUGGCAGAAGUCUGAAUCUGAGGUGCACUCCCUAUGGAGCAGACUGGGCCCAUCCCAAUAAAGCUGAAAUAGUGCCUAUGCCAUUUUCGUAUAGGGCUUCGGGCUUGAGAUGCCGAAGAGGGAAGUUUUAUUUCUCUUCCCCGAAGGUUACCAGAUGGGCUAUACCGCUUUGCUUCCAGCUUAGUUUUUGUCUAUAGGGACUAAUGGCAUUCACAAGAGGCGGCUCUAGCCUAGGGAGCUACUCCUUAGGCGGGUUUACUUCAGAUAGUCAGGCUAGUGACUAUCUGCGCAUGGCCUUUUAGCAUUUAAUUAAACAUACUGAAAAGAUCUUUCAACCUAUUUAAGGACAAUAUGGCGACCACUUCAAUUAUCUCAAUAUUCUUAAUGCACCCGAGCUUAUUGAAGGCUUAUUUUAGCUCAUUCGAUUGCAAAGAACUUGACUAUGGAAAAUAUUGGCUUGCAGACGAUUUAGAUUUGAGAUGCUGGAACAGCCAGCAUAUUUUCUAUGUAACCGCUGUUUCUGUGCCAGCCAUCCUUCUGUGGGGUAUAGGAGUCCCUACCCUAUGCCUAUUUUUACUAUGGAAAAACAAAAAGAUCUUGACAAAUAUUAAUGUAAGAAUUAAGUACGGAUUUUUGUUCAAUGGCUAUAAAACAAGAAGCUACUAUUGGGAAUUCGUAAUCAUCUACCGGAAAAUCCUUAUUAUUUGUUGCUCACUCCCCUCUUCGUGAGCCAACAUAAUCAUUGGAUAAAUCUUUUUUUAUGGCCAAAAACCCACCUUAUAUGCAAAAAUUUUUUAUAAAAAAAUAUUUUGGCAUAUAAGUGGCAAUUAUAAUAAUGAAAUCUCUACUUAAUUCUAUUAAAUUUUAAACAGAUGGCUUUUUAAAGCAUAAACUUUACAAAAUUAAAUUUAAUUUUUGCUUUCCAAUUUUUGCAAUUUAGAAGAAAAUUUAAUCCCCCUCUGAGAAACAAAAUUUGUUUGUUUCCUCGCGAAGGGGGAGUCAGUAUUUUUAGGCACCAUUUCAGUUAAUAUUCAAGCUCUUACAGCUCUUUUUGUAUUAUUAGCUUGCUUAUACAUGCAAUUAAAAAUUCGGCCGUAUAAUGGAGAUAUUUUAAAUAAACUUGAAGCAAUCUCUAUCACAGUCUCUGCAAUUACGAUUUAUUGUGGGAUGUACUAUUUGACUGGAACCCUUGACUAUUUUACUGAACUUCUUUUUUUCAUUUUAAUAGUUUCGGCCAAUGUCUAUUUUGUGGGUUACUGAAUCCUCAAGGCAGGGCACGCCUGAAUCCACUUGAUAAUUGAAAAAAUUCCAAUCCUUACUCACGUCUAUGAGUAGCUAAAAUUUUUAGAAGGGUUAAAUUUUUUUUUAAUUUUCAAAACUAUUUCAGAGUAAAAAAAUUUAAUUCAUAUUGUAUAUGACUCCCCUAUAUAGUCCAUUAGGCUUUUUUGGGAGAAUUAGCUAGAGAUUUAAUUAUAAUUAUUAUCAUUUAUAUAUUAAAAUAUUUUACCUAUUCUAAUAGAGAUUUAAUUUCCAAAUGGUUUUGCUAUUUCAUAGAGAAGGGAGAGUUAAGAAAAAGUUCCAUAAGUCGACUUAUGAUAUAAUUCAUGAUUCAGCUUUGCGAGAAUCUUAUAAAAGUGGUGGAUUUGAUAUCCCAGAUUCCCCCAAUCGAAGUGUUUUGAAUUCUAAGAAUACUAAUUUCCAAGCUCUCAACAUUAUGGAUUUAUUCUUAGGCUCUCUGAAAAAGCACAAUGAUCUGAAUGGAGGAGGUGGAGCAAAUAUACAUUCAAGCAAUUCAGAGAGAAAUAACCAAAAUGAUGAAAAAUCAAAUGGCAACCAAGUUAUUCAUUUGACUGAACAAUUGCAGUCAAAAAAUUCAAGUGAUUUUGCAGCUUUUAUUAAAAGCUCAUAA